This is a messenger RNA of Galleria mellonella (greater wax moth), 3513 nucleotides long. It is a transcript of the gene TrpA1, whose product is annotated as transient receptor potential cation channel subfamily A member 1. Gene Ontology annotation, molecular function: protein binding; monoatomic ion channel activity. Bases 1 to 3513 code for a protein of 1170 amino acids. The transcript is spliced from 20 exons. Gene Ontology annotation, biological process: transmembrane transport; monoatomic ion transport. The record is from RefSeq and is a predicted model, not a curated record. Lineage: Eukaryota; Metazoa; Arthropoda; Insecta; Lepidoptera; Pyralidae. Gene Ontology annotation, cellular component: membrane.
AUGGGUUCGUUCAAUCAUUCGAAACGGCUUCGGAAUUUGCAAAAUUUAAAAAGUGGCGCCAUUAAACUGCCGCGCCAUUGGUCGAAAAUGUUGGGUCUUGUUAACGUGAGCAAAGCUUCUAUUGAAGAAUUACUACAAGCAGCUGAAAGUGGCAAUGUAGAGGAUUUUAUGCGGUUGUACUUGAGCGAGCCUUCCCGCCUCGCUGUGAGGGACGCUCGGGGCCGCACCGCCGCCCACCAAGCAGCUGCAAGGAAUAACACCAAUAUAUUGCAUUUUAUCAACAACUACGGCGGAGAUUUGAACGUCAAGGACAAUAACGGCAAUACACCUCUCCACGUGGCAGUGGAGAACGAAGCUCUUGACUCUAUAGAGUUUUUAUUGCAGCAGCACGUUGAUACAAGUGUACUGAAUGAGAAAACCCAGGCGCCUAUACAUUUGGCGACGGAGUUAAAUAAGAUAUCAGUGUUACAAGUAUUCGCGAAAUACAAGUCCCAGUUCGACGUUGAUCUCGGCGGGGAACACGGCAGGACAGCUCUGCACUUUGCCGCGAUCCACGAUCACGACUUGUGCGCCCGUAUUCUGAUUACGGAUUUGGGUGCUGUAUGGAAACGGCCCUGUAACAACGGAUACUAUCCAAUACACGAGGCGGCUAAGAACGCAUCAUCCAGGACCAUGGAGGUGUUCCUGCAGUGGGGAGAGGCAAGGGGGUGUACCAGAGAGCAAAUGAUCUCUCUCUACGAUAACGAAGGAAAUGUGCCGCUCCAUUCAGCAGUUCAUGGUGGAGACAUCAAGGCAGUUGAGCUUUGCCUUAGAUCAGGCGCAAAGAUAUCCACCCAGCAACAUGAUUUAUCGACACCCGUUCAUUUGGCUUGCGCUCAGGGUGCACUAGAGAUUGUAAAAUUAAUGUUUACAAUGCAACCCAAAGAGAAAUUGGCUUGCUUGACAUCUUGCGAUGUACAGAAGAUGACGCCGAUACACUGUGCUGCCAUGUUUGACCAUCCGGAUAUUGUAAACUACCUAAUAUCCGAAGGUUCCGAUAUAAAUCCCUUGGAUAAGGAGAGAAGGUCGCCAUUACUCCUUGCGGCAUCCAGAGCGGGCUGGAGAACUGUUCAUAUACUGAUUAAACUGGGAGCUGAUAUACAACUUAAGGACAUCAAUUCGAGAAACGUUCUUCAUUUGGUCGUAAUGAAUGGUGGGCGACUGGAGGAAUUCGCGGCUAAUUGUAAAAAUCGCUGCGACAAAAGCCUUGCACAGCUUCUUAAUGAAAAAGACAGCACCGGUUGCUCGCCGCUGCACUACGCUAGCCGGGAAGGUCACAUCAGAUCCUUGGAAAACCUGAUCAAGCUUGGAGCUUGUAUUAAUCUGAAAAACAAUAAUAACGAGAGUCCUUUGCAUUUUGCUGCCAGAUACGGGCGAUAUCAUACAGCCUGCCAGCUCCUAGACUCUGACAAGGGAACAUUUAUUAUCAAUGAAAGCGAUGGGGAAGGUCUUACCCCUCUCCAUAUCGCUUCUCGGGAAGGUCACACGAGGGUUGUUCAAUUGCUCCUCAAUAGGGGUGCUUUACUCCAUAGAGACCAUAAUGGCAGAAACCCUCUCCACCUGGCCGCCAUGAGCGGAUACACACAAACUAUCGAAUUGCUACAUUCCGUUCAUUCCCAUCUAUUGGACCAAGUGGACAAAGACGGGAAUACUCCUUUGCAUCUAGCUACCAUGGAGAACAAACCAAACUCCAUAGCGCUGCUCCUCUCGAUGGGAUGUAGACUUAGCUAUAACAAUUUGGACAUGAGCGCUAUCGAUUACGCCAUAUAUUAUAAAUUCCCUGAAGCUGCUCUCGCUAUGGUCACCCAUGAGCAAAGAGCAAAAGAAGUAAUGGCUCUUCGCUCAGAUCGUCAUCCCUGCGUGACUUUAGCUCUUAUCGCUUACAUGCCCAGAGUAUUCGAAGCAGUUCAAGAUAAAUGCAUCACCAAAGCUAACUGCAAGAAGGACUCGAAAAGCUUUUACAUCAAGUACAACUUCGACGCACUAUGUCCUCAAUUGAAGGACGAAGAUGGGAUUAAGAAAACGGACAGUGUUCCUAAAUCGCAGAAAAUACCUUUGCCAGCCCUAAAUGCUAUGGUUGCUCAUGGACGUGUUGAAUUAUUAGCACAUCCUCUGAGUCAAAAAUAUCUGCAAAUGAAGUGGAAUUCUUACGGAAAAUACUUUCACUUAGCAAACUUGCUAUUUUACUGUAUUUAUCUCACAUUUGUUACUGUUUAUACAUAUCUGUUGAUGACGAGUGCUACCCCCGGCGCCGUCUCUUCGCACAACAAGAAGACUAACAAAUGUUUAACAGAUAUUUCAAAUACGACUAAUAUUUCCGAAUCACACACUCUAGAAAAUAAUGCAACUAUAAGAAGAAAUUCAGAAUUUCAUGCAGAAUUUGAAAUCAUCGUAGCCAUGUAUACAAGUACAAUAUGUAUUCUGGUAUAUAACGCCAUCUGCUUGAUUCGAGAGGCUGUCAACAUAAAGGAACAGAAAUGGCAUUAUUUGGUAGACCCAUCGAACUUUGUGUCUUGGAGUCUGUACAUCUGCUCCACACUUAUGGUCGUUCCAACAUUAGCUGCCAACUAUACUGACAUACAGUUUUCAGCGGCGUCUCUAACAGUGUUCCUGUCGUGGUUCGAGUUGCUGCUGCUCCUUCAGAGAUUCGACCAAGUUGGAAUCUACGUGGUGAUGUUCCUGGAGAUCUUGCAGACCCUCAUCAAAGUGCUUAUGGUCUUCUCCAUUCUGAUCAUAGCAUUUGGAUUGGCAUUUUAUAUUCUACUCUCUAAAGGUCAGCACUUAUCUUUCAGCAGUAUUCCAAUGGCUUUGAUGAGGACAUUUGCUAUGAUGCUGGGCGAGAUAGAUUUCGUUGGCACAUACGUCAUACCGUAUUACAAAGAGGAAGCAGAUAUCAUGUUACCAUUCCCCCUACCGACGUUUCUAAUUUUGGGAGUGUUUAUGGUACUAAUGCCGAUCCUUCUGAUGAACCUGCUCAUCGGUUUGGCUGUAGGCGACAUUGAGAGUGUAAGGAGGAAUGCGCAGUUGAAACGCUUAGCUAUGCAAGUGGUAUUGCACACGGAGUUGGAACGUAAGCUGCCGACUAUUUUGUUCGAGAAAGUGGAUAAAGACGAACUGAUAGAGUAUCCCAACACGAACAAAUGCAAACUUGGAUUUCUCGAUUUUAUAUUGAGAAAAUGGUUCUGCAAUCCAUUCACUGAUGAUGCUGGCCUAGACUUGGUGCUGGAAAGCAAUGAGGACUACAUAACAGCUCAGCUGGACAAACAGAAGCGUCGUCUCCGCGAGAUGUCGCAGUUAUUGGAGCAGCAGCACGUACUCGUCCGGCUUAUUGUACAGAAAAUGGAAAUAAAAACUGAAGCGGAUGACGUUGACGAAGGUGUGUCACCGUCCGACACGAAGGUCGUUCCCCGCUGGAGUUCCCCGAGGAUCCGCAAAAAGCUCCGCACGGCGCAAUCUUUCAACAAAGGAUCUUAA